GGAGUUCGGGGAUCAAGCAGACGAUUGCCCUAUCCCGUCGCCGCGGCUGAAGGGGAUCGCAACGCCAGACCGCCCUGCUGCCCUCCGGUUCCUAGGGGACAGGUACAACAACCUGAUGGAGAAGUACAAGCAGCAGGUGGCUAAGUGUGCUGAGGAGUGUGUCCUAGGGGACAGGUACAACAACCUGAUGGAGAAGUACAAGCAGCAGGUGGCUAAGUGUGACGAGGAGUGUGCACCAAGGUUCGAUGGCUUGAAGAAGAAGUACACGGCUGAGUGUGCGGUACGGCGUCGUUUGUACAAUGAACUCAUUGAGCUGAGGGGAAACAUCAGGGUGUUCUGCCGGUGCCGGCCUCUAAGUGCCGAUGAGAUAUCCCGUGGGUGCUCGUCAGUGGUUGAGGUCGAUCCGUCCCAGGAGACUGACCUUCAGUAUGCUCCCACAGAGAAAGAGAGGAAGAGCUUUAAGUUUGAUCAUGUUUUUGGACCGGCUGAUGGUCAAGAGACUGUAUUUGCUGAGAGCUUGCCAGUCGUGAGGUCAGUGAUGGAUGGUUUCAAUGUUUGCAUCUUUGCAUACGGGCAAACCGGAACUGGGAAAACAUUCACUAUGGAAGGUAUUCCAGAGAAUAGGGGUGUUAAUUACAGGGCUCUCGAAGAACUGUUCAGGAUCUCUGAGGAGAGAAGCUCAUCUGUUGCAUACACAUUUUGCGUGAGUAUACUAGAAGUCUAUAACGAAAAAAUCAGGGACCUUCUUGAUGACAACUCUGAACAAACAUCAAAAAGGUUGGACAUAAAGCAAAGUGCUGAUGGGGCACAAGAGGUGCCUGGUUUGGUUGAAGCUCCAAUUUAUACAAUAGAUGGUGUGUGGGAGAAACUGAAAGCUGGAGCUAGAAAUAGAUCUGUUGGAUCAACCAGUGUAAAUGAACUGAGCAGCCGCUCCCAUAGCUUGGUUAGAGUCACUGUUACGAGUGAGCAUUUGGUGACUGGGGAAAAGAGCAGAAGCCACAUGUGGUUGGUUGACCUUGCUGGAAGUGAGCGCUUGGCUAAAACUGAAGUAGAAGGAGAGAGGCUGAAGGAGGCAAAGUUCAUCAACAAAUCACUCUCUGCACUGGGUGAUGUUAUUGCUGCCCUAGCCUCAAAAAAUACCCACAUCCCAUAUAGGAAUUCCAAGCUAACUCAUCUGCUCCAAAGCUCAUUAGGUGGAGAUUGCAAGACACUUAUGUUUGUGCAGAUUAGUCCAAGCUCUACAGAUUCGGGAGAAACUCUCUGCUCGCUUAAUUUUGCUAGUAGGGUUCGAGCUAUUGAACAUGGACCUGCUCGUAAACAAGUGGAUCCAGCUGAAAAUUUCAAGCUCAAGCAGAUGACCGAAAAACUCUGUCAUGAGGAAAAGGAAAAUGCUAAGUUGAACGAAAGCUUGCAACUGAUGCAGCUCAAAUAUGCUUCUCGCGAAAAUGUCUUCAGAACACUUCAGGAUAAGAUAAGGGAGACUGAGCAAGCAUGCAGAACUCAUCAGCAGCGGGUUAGAGAGCUGGAGAAUGAAUUAGCUAAUGAGAAGAAGGCUGCGAGGGAUACGGGUAGAUCCACAUCCACGAGGCCAUCAUUUGCUCCCGUGAGGCAGCAGAGACCACCACUUGCUCCUAUGAGGCAGAGACAAGCAAGCAACAACAUACAGCCACUGCCAGGCCCUUCCAGACUGAGGCUUGCUGGUAAGGGAUCUUCAGUUCAGAACAAAGAGAACAUCCCUGUGGUAAACAAGGCUGCUGGUAAAGCACGGCGUGUAUCUUUAGUUCCUACGAUGCGACAGAUCCCUCUCCAGCCUAAGAGGCGAUCCUCGAUUGCGAUCCUACCAAGCGAGAGAGAGAGGAUCUCUGUAUUUCCUGACAAGAGGCCAAUGUCUCGACUGUCCCAUAUCCAAAUGCCAACAAGAGCACGGGCUACUUAUAAUUCAAUUCAACAAGCAGCAGCAGAACCGGCGGUUGAUGCAACUCCUGAUGUCAGAGGAAAGUUCAAAGGAUUCGAGUUUGGCAGCAGCAGUAAGUUCUCAAGCCCUCCAAUGUGGAAGUCAAGGAACAAUAUUGCAGGUUCUGGAAAUGCGAGCAAGCUAUGCUACAGUAUCCAGAAAAGAGUAGCUCUUGGUUCAUCACCUGCUCAACCACGAACUUCCUUGAUGUCUGGUGCUAUUGGUUCAUCACCUGCUCAACCACGAACUUCCUUGAUGUCUGGUGCUGGCAGCAUCUUCGAUCCAGCAGUGCGUGAACAAAUAAUGGCAGGGAGACUCGGGAAUGCGCAGCGGGUGUUCAACUCCAAGAGGAGAAUGUCUGUCCUCUAAGCGCUUGUUUUGGAACUGAAGAUGGGUAAAUGUUUGGAAUGUUCAAAUUGCUGCGGAACCGGGACAUUGCUUGGAGAAGGCCAGUGGCUGGGAGUUUGUGUUGAUAGGAGAACUUGUGUUAGGGUGAUGAUAAAUGCUCUACUUUUAGGGCUGUGUAUAAUUAUACCCUGAUGGGUUUGUUGGAUUAGCUAUUGGCAUCUGUCUGGAUGCUUUCAUUUCAUCCUAGAAGCUGCUUGCUUAUGCUACUUUUAUAAGAAAACCAGAGUACAUCACUCAAUUAUUCUAACCUGAAUCUACAUCUGAAUAGUAUUCAGUUGCAUGUUCGGUUUACAUGCUUUG
Messenger RNA from Lolium rigidum, 2662 nucleotides. RefSeq names its product kinesin-like protein KIN-14J. Gene Ontology annotation, biological process: microtubule-based movement. Gene Ontology annotation, molecular function: ATP binding; microtubule binding; microtubule motor activity. The transcript is spliced from 11 exons. The record is from RefSeq and is a predicted model, not a curated record. NCBI's taxonomy places the organism in Eukaryota, Viridiplantae, Streptophyta, Magnoliopsida, Poales, Poaceae. Bases 116 to 2323 code for a protein of 735 amino acids.